Molecule: messenger RNA, 1230 nt
Organism: Antechinus flavipes (yellow-footed antechinus)
Lineage: Eukaryota; Metazoa; Chordata; Mammalia; Dasyuromorphia; Dasyuridae
Product: olfactory receptor 13A1-like
Exons: 1
Coding region: 301-1230 (309 amino acids)
Biological process (GO): G protein-coupled receptor signaling pathway
Cellular component (GO): membrane
Molecular function (GO): olfactory receptor activity; G protein-coupled receptor activity
Source: RefSeq, a predicted model, not a curated record
GGUAUUUGCAGUGUAGAAUUCUCUCAUAACAAACUUUUUUUUUUUUUUUUUGGCUGAGGCAAUUGGGUGAAAUCACACAGCUAGGAAGUGUUAAGUGUCUGAGACCGGAUUGGAACUGCAGGGUUGGCACUCUAUUAUAACAAACAUUUUGUCUAUGGUUGAAAUGUAUUUUGAACUUUAAUGUAAUCCUGUGCAUUUUUUUCUUUGUUAAAGCUCAGCUGACUUGUCUACAAAUCCCACGAAGGAGCUCAUGCUGUGUGGAACCUCCUUUGAAUGAUAUAAGAGACGUUGUCUUGUUGAAUGGCUUUGAACAAUCAAACACUAGUGACAGAGUUUGUUCUACAAGGUUUUUCAGAGACACCUCAACUCCAGAUAUUCUUGUUUAUCAUCUUUCUUUUUCUUUAUCUCACAGCCCUCACAGGUAAUAUUCUAAUUGUCAUGGCCAUCAGUUUGGACUCAGGUCUCCAUACACCGAUGUAUUUUUUCCUUGCCAAUUUGGCUAUUUUAGAUAUAGGCUGCACAUCCACAGUUUUGCCCAAAUUGCUGGAGAACCUUAUUGUGGGGAAGAAAUCCAUCUCCUAUGAUGGCUGCAUGACCCAGCUAUAUUUCCUUACUUGUUUUUUGGGGACUGAGCUUCUACUUUUCACAGCUAUGGCUUAUGACAGAUAUGUGGCCAUCUGCCAUCCCCUACAUUACAGCACUAUGAUGAGUAGGAUGGUUUGUAUGUUUUUAGUGAACAGUGUGUGGGGCAUUGGUGCCCUCAGUUCAUUGUUACACACUGGUCUAAUGCUGAGAUUAACCUUUUGUGGUCCUAACGAGAUUAAGCACUUCCUCUGUGAAAUCCCCUCAUUGUUGUUGCUCUCCUGUAGCUCCACAUAUCUGAACAACAUCAUGAUAGUUAUUGCAGAUGUGUACUUUGGGGUGAUUAAUUUUGUGCUCACUAUGGUAUCUUAUGGCUUUAUCAUCUCCAACAUCCUAAAGAUCCGCACCACAGAGGGCAAGAAAAAAGCCUUCUCUACCUGUUCCUCUCACCUUAUGGUUGUCAGCAUGUAUUAUACCACAAUUAUAUAUACUUACAUUUUUCCAGGUUCUGGAUCUUCAAUGGACAACGGAAAAGUGGUAGCUCUACUGUACACCACAGUUGGCCCCACAUUGAACCCUCUUAUAUAUACUCUGAGGAAUAAGGAUUUUAAAACUGCCCUCAAGAAAAUGUUUCCAUUCAUUCAUUAA